Messenger RNA from Striga hermonthica, 1932 nucleotides. Lineage: Eukaryota; Viridiplantae; Streptophyta; Magnoliopsida; Lamiales; Orobanchaceae. The record is from the annotation of a GenBank genome assembly.
AUGAAUUCCGACGACUUGCCGACGUGCCGUGAGGAUCAGUUACUUGAAUCGAACAAAGUUGGUGAUGAAGAAGAAUAUGAUGCAGCUCCGAUCCUAGAAGGCGGUAGUGAGGCCGAAGGAGCUAAAGCCAGGGACGAUGACGAGCUCCUAUACACGAGGAGCGCCGAGAGGAAUUGUUCUGAACAGUCUUCUCACUGGCCUGCACCGAGACCAUGGGGAUUUGCCGGGAAUCCUUAUUUUUCGAGCUGGCCAAACCGCCACGACAGGCCUGCUGCAAUUGUGGGAGCAGGACUAGAAAACUUGGGCAAUACUUGCUUCUUGAAUGCAGUGAUGCAGUGUUUUAUCCACACGGUUCCACUUCUACAUGGCAUUCUUUCGAACAAACAUUCUGAUUGCGAUAAAGAAAGCUUUUGCUUAGUUUGUGCUAUGCGGUGGCUCAUUAACCAUUCAUUGACUACGAGAACUGGACCUGUUGCGCCUCUUCGUCUUGUGGACAAUUUGAGUUAUUUUUCGUUAGGCUUCAAAAGAUUCCAACAGGAAGAUGCUCACGAAUUCCUUCAGUGUUUUCUGGAUAGGCUUGAAAGCUGUAAUGAGUCUUUACAAAGUGAUAACAUAGUGACUCAAAUAUUUGGUGGUCGUCUUGUCAGCAAACUGAAAUGUUGUAGCUGUGGCCACUGUUCUGAUACUUAUGAGUCAUCAAUUGACCUGAGUUUGGAAAUUGAAGAUGCUGACAACCUAUUGACUGCUCUUCAGUCGUUUACAAAGGUUGAAAAAAUUGAGGAUCCAGAUACGAAGUUUACCUGUGAAAAGUGUAAGGAGCAAGUAUCCAUAGAAAAGCAACUUUCCUUUGACCAGGCCCCAACUGUAGCCCUUUUCCAGUUGAAGAGAUUCAAAAAUGAUGGUUGUUUGGUCCACAAAAUUGAUAAACAUGUGGCAUUUCCGUUAGUCAUGAACUUGCAGCCAUUCACGUCGGGCGGCAAUAACAGUACUGUGGAACUUAAGUAUGUGCUUUAUGCUGUUGUGGUGCAUGUUGGAAUGACAUCAACAUCUGGGCACUAUUAUAGCUUCAUUCGCUUAUCUCCCGAAAUGUGGUGCAAGUUUGAUGAUUCUAGGGUUGAGCUGGUUUCUGAAGAUUAUGUGCUAUCUCAGGAAGCAUACAUUCUGUAUUAUGCAAAAGAGGAUACACCCUGGUUUUCAAAUUUUGUUGAAACUCAAGAAUACUUUAGCCUAGAUUCAAAAGCAUGGGAUGCAUCACCCAAAUCAGUCUUAGAUAGAGUACACACUUCGCCACUGUCUCCUAUUUUGGAAAAUAAGUCUAGCCGUGAUUGUCGUGAAGCUAGUCAUGAUAUUGGUUCAGAACUAAGUGAAGUUGACCGUAGCAAUGAGAUGAAAGAUGGUGGAAAAUUGCAUGAAAACUUGAAGACCAAUGAAAAUACAGACGACAAUCCUCACGAGAAGACUACUUUUGUAGCACAGCCCUGUGCAGGGCCUUCUCUAGGCAAACCCUCACCCGAAGCCCAAAAAGAGGUAUCAAACACAUAUUGUGAAAAGCUAAACAGACCUAGUGAAGAAGAAGCUAAUGGGACUGCAUCUAAUCAUAUCAACACUCCUGAAUAUCAUUCGAGAUCGCCUAGUCCAGAGAUAUACAGAGAGGACCCUCCUGAUGCAGGUUUCAUGAUUCCACGUGGCCAUCUGAAAACGGUAGCUUGCAAAAGGCGGCUUGAGAAAGAUAUGGAUGAUUUGGAAACAAAGCAAGCUUACUCGUUUAUAAGGAAGAGCAUGCCUGGUUCGAGAGGGCUGCAAAUGAUGGCUGCUCUAAAGGGGUCCAAAUUCGAAGCUCCUGCAAAUAGGAAAAGGAGUAGAAAAUCGGGAAAAGGUGAUUCGAGCAUCAGACCUGUGGCCCGUCCUUUGAUGGCCGGGACUCGCAGGUAA